AUGACCAAAAUGCACGUUGGAACCCGUGUACGUGGCAAGACGAAGAAACUUAGGGGUAAGAUUGAUGCUAUCAAGGUUGUGCGGCGAGAGUUCUGCCAGCUCAAGUACGACGUGCAGUGGCCAAGCACUGGAGCGACAAUGGAUUACAAGAAACUGGACUCACAGAUUAUUUAG
This is a messenger RNA of Phytophthora nicotianae INRA-310, 174 nucleotides long. RefSeq lists its product as hypothetical. The transcript has a single exon. Bases 1 to 174 code for a protein of 57 amino acids. The record is from RefSeq and is a predicted model, not a curated record. Lineage: Eukaryota; Oomycota; Peronosporomycetes; Peronosporales; Peronosporaceae.